UACUGCAACGAUAUUACGUCUGGUUACACGCUCUCGCUACUCGUGACUCGAGGGAGGUCAGGGUCAAUGUACUUAUAUAUGCAGUUGCGACUGUCAGUUAUCCCAACUUUGAAUGGCGUCUGAAUUCGAACCUCAAUCACUGUAUACAGGAGUCCCUUAUCUCGAGGAUAAGCAGGACUCGGGCAUACUAGUGGAAGUAUAUCCAGACACCAAGGUCUCGGAUAUCAAGGUCUCCGACCCUCCCUCACUGUCGGACGAGUUCCCUGAAGGUGGCCUGGCAGCUUGGGCAACUGUUUUUGGAGCGUUUCUUGUGCAGUUCAGCGGCUACGGUUAUGCCACUGCAUUUGGUGUAUACCAAGAUUUUUAUACCCAACACUACCUUACGAAAGAAACAUCGUCAUCUAUAUCAUGGAUAGGGAGCUUGAACAUGUUUUUAGUCACCUCUGUAGGCCUUCUAUCAGGUUCAUUGUAUGACCGAGGAUAUUUCUACCAUCUCAUGAUUGUCGGAUCACUCCUACAGAGCUUCUGUCUCUUCAUGUUAUCAUUGGCAAAACCUGAUCAGUAUUACCAGAUAUUCCUUGCUCAAGGAUUAGGUUCAGGUAUUGCGGCGGGGCUCAUGUUUGUCCCGAGCACGGCUGUCGUUUCCCAUUAUUUCCGACGAAAACGCACGCUGGUUUUGACCUUCGUCGCUUCAGGAUCUUCGUUGGGCGCUACCAUCCAUCCGAUUAUGCUCAAUAACCUUUUGAAUGGUCCUCUCGGCUUUGCCAAUGCUGUCCGUGCUAGCGCAGGGUUGAUCAGCGGGCUCCUUCUAAUCGCAUGUCUAUGCAUGCGAACUCGCCUUGAUCCACCAACGACACCGGUGAACUACAUUGUGGCAGCUAAAAAGUGUAUUCGCGAUGUACCGUUUAGUCUCAUGAUAGCAGGGGGCUUUCUUUUCCAGACUGGCUUCUACUACCCGAUGUUCUUCUUCCAACUCGACACUAUCAAGCACGGUAUUGGCGCCACAUUCUCGUUCUACUCUCUGGUGGUUUUAAAUGCUUCCAAUUGUGUGGGACGAGUCACAUCAGGUUUCAUCGCAGCCCUCACAGGAGUCCCGAAUGUGACCAUAGUCGCGACGGUUUCAUGCAGUAUACUCAACUUGGGCUUGAUUGGAUUGAGUAACCUGGGCAGCGCCAUAGCGCUUGGUGUAUUGUAUGGCUACUUUGCAGGGCUAUACAUCGGGGCAUGGGUCCCACUUAUGGCUGAUUUAACUCCUGACCUAUCUGAGCUUGGCGCACGGAUGGGUAUCUGCUUUUGUUUGAGCGGAUUUGGAAGUCUGAUUGGAACACCCAUAUCCGGCGCUCUGCUGACAUCGAACUAUACAUGGUGGAUACCCGCGCUGUUCUCCGGGGUCCAUUUCGCUAGCUGGUAGCGCGUUGUAUAUUAUCAUGCGGGUAAUGUUGUCAGAAGGCAGAUUGAAGAAGAAACAGCGUCGUGCUCAACUCGAAGUAUUAGAAAGUUGUCCUUGAGGAAUACGUUUUUUGAAUUAAUUAAUUGUACUUUUUCUGGUGCUCUAGCGCGUUAACUACUGCGCAGAGGGUUCGCUCCAUGUGCAAUAGUUCAUGCGUGCGAGAGAAUUC
This is a messenger RNA of Suillus bovinus, 1619 nucleotides long. RefSeq names its product major facilitator superfamily domain-containing protein. Gene Ontology annotation, biological process: transmembrane transport. Gene Ontology annotation, molecular function: transmembrane transporter activity. The record is from RefSeq and is a predicted model, not a curated record. Gene Ontology annotation, cellular component: fungal-type vacuole membrane. Lineage: Eukaryota; Fungi; Basidiomycota; Agaricomycetes; Boletales; Suillaceae. The coding region runs from base 113 to 1411 and encodes 432 amino acids. The transcript is spliced from 14 exons.